Messenger RNA from Pongo pygmaeus (Bornean orangutan), 4402 nucleotides. Its product is annotated as zinc finger protein 28. Gene Ontology annotation, molecular function: RNA polymerase II cis-regulatory region sequence-specific DNA binding; DNA-binding transcription factor activity, RNA polymerase II-specific. Gene Ontology annotation, biological process: regulation of transcription by RNA polymerase II. The record is from RefSeq and is a predicted model, not a curated record. Gene Ontology annotation, cellular component: PcG protein complex; transcription regulator complex; chromatin. NCBI's taxonomy places the organism in Eukaryota, Metazoa, Chordata, Mammalia, Primates, Hominidae. The transcript is spliced from 6 exons. The coding region runs from base 270 to 656 and encodes 128 amino acids.
UUUCUGUCCUGCGCGCGCAGAUUCGCGCAGACCAGGAAGUGGAUCCAGUGGAAUGACGGUCACGCCGCGGCGGUCAAGAGCUGUGUGUUUACACUUCUGCAUUUUAUAAAUGUUCCUGUGAUUUUCUUGUAAGGAAGAAUUCGAUGUUGGGAGUCAAUUUCAUCAGAACCUUUCAAAAGAAUUUUCUUUAACCCAGGAUUGACUUCUAAAGACUCUUGGUCCGUGAGGAAGAAACCUGGAAGAGGAAGAGGAAAGCAAAGGAGUCAGGGAUGGCUCUUCCUCAGGGUCUGUUGACAUUCAGGGACGUGGCCAUAGAAUUCUCUCAGGAGGAGUGGAAAUGCCUGGACCCUGCUCAGAGGACUCUAUACAGGGACGUGAUGCUGGAGAAUUAUAGGAACCUUGUCUCCCUGGAGUUUCGGUCUGUCACCCAGGCUAAAGUGCAGUGGUGUCACCUCAGCUCACUGCAACCUCCACUUCCCAGGUUCAAGCAAUUCUCCUGCCUCAGCCUUCCAAGUAGCUGGGACUACAGAUAUCUCUUCCAAAUGCAUGAUGAAGAUAUUCUCAACAGGGCAAGGCAAUACAGAAGUGUUCCACACAGGGACAUUGCAAAGGCAAGCAAAUCAUCAUGUUGGAGAUUUUUGCUUCCAGAAAAUUGAGAACGACAUUCAUGGCUUCGAGUUUCAGUGGAAAGAUGAAAGAAAUGGCAAUGCAGCAACCAUGAUGGAAAUCAAAGAGUUGACUGGUAAUACAGACCGACAUGAUCAAAGACAUCCUGGAAACAAGCCUAUUAAAGAUCAGCUUGGAUCAAGCUUUCAUUCACAUUUGCCUGAGCUCCACAUAUUUCAGCCUGAAGGGAAAAUUGGUAAUCAAGUUGAGAAGUCUAUGAACAAUGCUUCCUCAGUUUCAGCAUCCCAAAGAAUUGGUUGUAGACCCAAAACCCGUAUUUCUAAUAAGUAUGGAAAUAAUUCCCUCCAUUCUUCAUUACUCACACAAAAACAGAAUGUACACAUGAGAGAAAAAUCUUUCCAAUAUAUUGAGAAUGGCAAAUCCUUUAAUUGUAGUUCACUCUUAAAAAAACAUCAGAUAAUUCACUUAAAAGAGAAACAAUGUAAAUGUGAUGUAUGUGGCAAGGUCUUUAAUCAGAAGCGAUACCUUGCAUGCCAUCGUAGAUGUCACACUGAUGAAAAACCUUACAAGUGUAAUGAGUGUGGCAAGACCUUUGGUCGCAAUACAUCCCUCUUCAUUCACAAGGCACUUCAUACUGGAGAAAAACCUCACGAAUGUAAAGAAUGUGACAAAGUUUUCAGUUGCAAAUCACACCUUGAAACACAUAAGAUAAUUUGUACUGGGGAGAAACCAUACAAAUGUAAGGUUUGUGACAAAGCUUUUGCAUGUAAUUCAUACCUAGCAAAACAUACUAUAAUUCACACUGGAGAGAAACCUUACAAGUGUAAUGAAUGUGGCAAGGUUUUUAAUCGACUGUCAACCCUUGCACGCCAUCGUAGACUUCAUACUGGAGAGAAACCUUAUGAAUGUGAAGAAUGUGACAAAGUUUUCAGUCGCAAAUCACACCUUGAAAGACAUAAGAGGAUUCAUACUGGAGAGAAACCAUACAAAUGUAAGGUUUGUGACAAGGCUUUUGCAUAUAAUUCAUACCUGGCAAAACAUAGUAUAAUUCACACUGGAGAGAAACCUUAUAAGUGUAAUGAGUGUGGCAAGGUUUUUAAUCAACAGUCAACUCUUGCACGCCAUCAUAGACUUCAUACUGCAGAGAAACCAUACAAAUGUGAAGAAUGUGACAAAGUUUUCAGGUGCAAAUCACACCUUGAAAGACAUAGGAGGAUUCAUACCGGAGAGAAACCAUACAAAUGUAAGGUUUGUGACAAGGCUUUCCGGAGUGAUUCAUGCCUUACAGAACAUCAGAGAGUUCAUACUGGAGAGAAACCUUACACAUGUAAUGAAUGUGGCAAGGUUUUUAGUACAAAAGCAAACCUUGCAUGUCAUCAAAAACUUCAUACUGCAGAGAAACCAUACAAAUGUGAAGAAUGUGAGAAAGUUUUCAGUCGCAAAUCACACAUGGAAAGACAUAGGAGGAUUCAUACUGGAGAGAAACCAUACAAAUGUAAGGUUUGUGACAAGGCUUUCCAGAGGGAUUCACACCUGGCACAACACCAGAGAGUUCAUACUGGAGAGAAACCUUACAAGUGUAAUGAGUGUGGCAAGACCUUCCGUCAGACAUCAUCACUUAUAAUCCAUCGUAGGCUUCAUACUGGAGAGAAACCUUACAAGUGUAAUGAGUGUGGCAAGACCUUCAGUCAGAUGUCAUCCCUUGUAUACCAUCAUAGGCUUCAUAGUGGAGAGAAACCUUACAAGUGUAAUGAAUGUGGCAAGGUUUUUAAUCAACAAGCACACCUUGCACAGCAUCAGAGAGUUCAUACUGGAGAGAAACCUUACAAGUGUAAUGAGUGUGGCAAGACCUUCAGUCAGAUGUCAAACCUUGUAUACCAUCAUAGACUUCAUAGUGGAGAGAAACCUUAAAAGUGUAAUGAGUGUGGCAACACCUUCCAUCACAAUUCAACCCUUGUAAGUCAUAAAGCCAUUCAUACUGGAGAGAAACCUUACAAGUGUAAUGAAUGUGGCAUUGUUUUUAAUCAACAAUCACACCUUACAAGUCAUCAUAGUCUUCAUACUGCAGAGAAAUCUUACAAAUGUGAAGACUGACAAAGUUGUCAGUCACAAAUCACAGCUUGAAAGACAGGAGAAUUCAUACUGGAGAAAAACCAUGCAAAUGUAAGGUUUGUAACCAGGCUUUUGGAAGUGAUUCACACCUGGCAAGACAUACUAGAAUUCACACUGGAGAGAAACCUUACAAGUGUAAUGAGUGUGGCAAAGCCUUUAGUGGGCAGUCACCACUUAUUCACCAUCAAGCAAUCCAUAGUGUAGGGAAACCUGACUAAUGUAAUGAUUGUCACAAAGUUUUCAGUAAUGCUACAAACAUUGCAAAUCAUUGGAGAAUCCAUAAUGAAGAGACAUCUUACAAGUGUAAAAAAUGUGGCAAAUUUUUCAGAUAUUGUUCAUAUCUUGCUGUUCAUCGUCGAACUCAUGCUGGAGAGAAACCUUAUAAAUGUCAUGAUUGUGGCAAGGUCUUCAGUCAAGCUUCAUCCUUUGCAAAACACAGGAGAAUUCAUACAGGAGAGAAACCUCACAAGUGUGAUGAUUGUGGCAAAGCCUUUACUUCACACUCACACCUCAAUAGGCAUCAGAGAAUCCGCCAUGCUGGACAGAAAUCUUACAAAUUUCAUCAGUGUGACAAGGUCUUCAGUCUGAGGUCACUCCUUGCAGAACAUCAGAAAAUUCCUUUUGGAGAAAAUUGUUUCAAAUGCCAUUAGUAUAGCAAGCCAUCAAGCAUUAAUUGACAUUACAGUCAAAUGAGCACUGACCUGAGUUUGAGUUGACUUAACAUUGAGUUCAAGCAUUAAUUGACAUUAAACUGUUUAUGUUAAGAGGAUUGGGCUGGGUGCUGUGGCUCACACCUGUAAUGCCAGCACUUUGAGAGGCCAAGACUGGUAGGUCACUGGAGAUUAAGAGUUUGAGAACAGCCUGGCCAACAGAUGGGAGCCACUUUUCCCAGCCUGUGUUUUCAUUUCUAUUCUUUCUUUUUUUUUUUUUUUUUUUUUUGGUUUUUGAGAUGGAGUCUCUUGCUCUGUCAUCCAGGUUGGAGUUCAGUGGCAUCAUCUCGGCUCACUGCAACCUCUGCCUCCCAGGUUCAAGCAAUUCUUCUGCCUCAGUCUCCCAAGUAGCUGGGACUACAGGUGUGUGCCACCACGCCUGGGUAAUUUUUUGUAUUUUUAGUAGAGACUGGGUUUCACCAUGUUAGCCUGGAUGGUCUCGAUUUUCUGACCUUAUGAUUCACCCGCCUCCACCUCCUGAAGUGCUAAGAUUAUGGGCAUGAGCCACCGCGACUGGCCUGUUUUUUGUUUCUUUAACAAAAAGUUAUGGGGAUUCCUAUGAGUAUUGUGUUGAAUCUAAAUCACAUUGGGUUAUAUAAUCAUUGAGCAAUGCUAAUUUUUCCAAUCAAUGUGGAUUGUAUAUGUAUUUAUACAUGUUUUUAAUCAUUUUGAUCAAUGUUUAUAGAUUUCAAGGUACAAACUUCUCACCUUUAUAUGUUUCUUCCUAAAUAUUUCUUACUUUAAGCUCUUUAGCAAAUGGAAGUGGUUUUUAAUUUUCUUUUAAAAUUAUUUAUUGUUAAUAUAUGGAAAUUCAACUAAUUUUUGGUGCUGUUAUUCUUUUCUGCAAAUACACUGAAUAUGUUUAUUCCAGUUGUAUUUUGGUUGACUCUGAUUUUCUUCACAGAAGAUCAUGUCAUCUACAAACAAAUAAAAUUUGACUUCUUUCUUUCUGA